Molecule: messenger RNA, 906 nt
Organism: Eimeria necatrix
Lineage: Eukaryota; Apicomplexa; Conoidasida; Eucoccidiorida; Eimeriidae
Product: casein kinase II beta chain, putative
Exons: 5
Coding region: 1-906 (301 amino acids)
Cellular component (GO): protein kinase CK2 complex; cytoplasm
Molecular function (GO): protein kinase regulator activity
Source: RefSeq, a predicted model, not a curated record
AUGAGUUCCGCAGACUCGAAAAUUGCUUCAACGGGCGACCGAGCGCCUGGAAGCAGCGAUCUAGGCGGUCCUGGGGGUGACGGGCGAGGGGAAUCGCAUGGGGGGCCCCCUGGUUAUUUGUUCUCAACAGUUGCAUCAAUGUUUCUGAAGGGCAGCGAGGAAGAAGAGGAGGAAGAGGAGGAGGAGGAGGAGGAAGAAGAAGAAGAAGAGGAAGGGUGGAUAUCCUGGUUUUGCUCCCUUGAAGGCCACGACUGCUUCGCUGAGGUUGAUGAGGAGUACAUAAGAGACACAUUCAAUCUUUUCGGGCUUAAGUCGGCAGUCAAUAAUUUUGAGGGCGCUAUGGAUAUGAUACUGGGGGAUGCGCCAGACGAAGAGGAAGUAGCAGACCAGAGCUUCAUGGACAUAUACCGAGACGCUGUUGAUCUUUACGGUCUGAUUCAUGCGCGUUACAUCAUCUCGCCAAGAGGCUUGCCACAGAUGCGCGAUAGAUGCAUCGACGAGAUCUUUGGGCACUGCCCUCGCGUUCUUUGUGACCGUCAGGUCCUCCUGCCCGUUGGCAUAUCACCAGACCUUCGCCUGCACAAAUUGCAGCUCUUCUGUCCUCUUUGUCAAGAGGUGUAUGACAUGGUGAACGCGCACGAACGGACUAAAGAUAUUGACGGCGCGUAUUUCGGACCUUCGUUCCCGCACAUAUUCCUGCAGACUUACUCGAGUUGGGUGCCGUCAGUCGCGCCCAUUCCUUACCAGCCGCGCCUUUUCGGCUUUCGCAUUCACAACCGCCACUCGAUUAUAAAGAUAAAGCUUGAAAAUGGCGAGUAUGGCAGCUGCUACAUGUCUAAUAAGAAGCGGUCCUCAGUUGCCGCCCUGAAAAGCGGAGAGGAAGCUGAAGAGAAGGAGGGAGCUUAA